Molecule: messenger RNA, 1491 nt
Organism: Solea solea (common sole)
Lineage: Eukaryota; Metazoa; Chordata; Actinopteri; Pleuronectiformes; Soleidae
Gene: hspbp1
Product: HSPA (heat shock 70kDa) binding protein, cytoplasmic cochaperone 1
Exons: 8
Coding region: 313-1305 (330 amino acids)
Molecular function (GO): protein binding
Source: RefSeq, a predicted model, not a curated record
ACAAUGACGACAUUGAACUUCUGUACGUUUUACUGAACUAUAUUUUUAUGGAGCCUAAUUGACGUAAAGAUAGAAGAAAAAAAAGCCGGCUAGAGGGAUUUCUAGCCCGCACCGAGAAAAGAGCACGACAAAGAUAUUUUUGCCCGUUUGAUUCAACACUUACGGUAAAAAUGGCAGCCUCCUGGUCAUCUAGCUAGAACGUUCUAGCGCAUUCACGUGUUUACGUUCACAGGCGGAGAAAACUAGCGUGUCAGUCGAUAUAAAAAGCAGUUCGUCCAUUCACUUUACUCAGUUAUCAAAGCUGUAUCCAUCAUGACAGAAGACAGGCAGAACAGGAGAUAUCCACACAACCUGCAGGGAGUCCUGCAGCUGGCGGUAGAGGCUGGAUCAGCUGCAGAGGGACCUGCUCCUGCUCAACCCAUGACAGAGGAGAGGAAGACAUGGCUAAGAGAAGCUCUUGCAGAUGUUUGCAAAGGGCAGAUGGAUGAAGUGGAGCAGAUGAAGCAGUGCUUGGCAGUUCUGCGCAAAGAGGAAACGGGUGAAAGUGAGAUGGACGAAGAGCAAGAAGAGGAUGAGCGGGAACUGGCCUUUGAGACGCUGUCAGAGUUGUGCGAGAACCUGGACAAUGCCAGAGACCUGAUGACCCUAGGAGGACUAGAUUUGUGCGUCUCUCAGUAUUUGUGUCAUGUCCAGAGUGGACUGAGGUGGCGUGCUGCAGAGCUGAUAGCUUCCUGUGCUCAGAACAUGCCACAGGUGCAGGUCCACCUGCUUGGCAUUGGGGUGCUACCAAAGCUGCUGCAGCUGACAGACUCAGACCCUCACCCCACCGUCAGAAUAAAAGCCCUUUACGCUGUAUCAUGUCUAGUCCGAGAACAGGAGGCAGGACUCAAGGCGUUCUUGUCUCAUGAUGGUUUCUCAGUGCUAAUGCGAGGCAUGCAGUCGGAGAGCGAGAAGCUCAGGACCAAGUCAGCUUUCCUUCUGCUCAACCUGCUGACAUCACAUUCUGAACAGAAAGACACCGUCAUCUCCAUGGGUAUGGUGCAGCAGCUGGUUUCUGUUCUCCGCUCGCCACAUUCACCUUUUCAUGAGCACGUACUUGGUGCCCUUUGUUGUCUGGUAGAGAAUUGUCCACAGGGGCUUACAGACUGCAAGAAUCCUGCUCUAGGUCUGGAGGAGCUGCUCAGACAGCGAGUCAAAGAGCUUCAAGGAAAGGAGGAAAGUCAGGAAGAACUGGACUUCUGCAAGCGAUUGAGGACUAAGUGCUUUCAAGGGCAGCAGUCGGAUGACAAUGGGAUGGAUCGCUGAAAUGUUUUUGGUUUUUUUUGUACAUCUCUUGUCCUGGUAUUGGUGUGCAGAACAUUUUAAUGAUCAGAAUCAUAGAUGUGAAGCAACAAUCAUGUCUAAAUUUUGCAUGUAGUCCAGGAGCUGGAUUUUACUAUGUAAAUAACCGAUGUGUAAAAUAUUGUUUUCAUAAAUAUAACAUCAAACAUC